UAAACCAAGAGCGGGUGAGUCCGUGAUACUCGAGAAGACGGAGCUGAGCAGACGACAGAAUGGAGUCUCUGAAAGUCCUCGUGGUGCUACUCGCAGUUUUUCAUGGCUCUCUCUCAAGACCUCAAGAUGACGAUGAGCUUCGUGCUGUUGUCGAGAAUCUCAGGAGACUUGUUGAGAGAAAAAUGAACGACAUGGGGGAUAAACCAUCACCACCCGGCCCCAGCGUGCCUGGGCCCCGUAGGCCUAAGAAAAUGCUCAUGACGUUCAUAGAUAACUACUAUGGAGACUUUCCUGGUGGAAACUACACGUGGGGCACACCAGUAGACAUGAACAGCUUAGUCGAUAUCUACACCUGGUUUAAGAACGCCGACAUAUCGAGCACACCUAUGUUUCAAAGCCCUGCAUUCUCGAAAAUGCUCACAAAAUUCCUGGAUUCUUAUUUCCGAUGUGCCGCAAUGAAGAUUAACCAGAUGGCUUUCUAUAUUUUACAAGAACAAGAGACUGCAAUGGCCGCUGAAAAAGAUAACACAAUGUAUACCGAAAUACGACGCAUUCUUGAGGCCGAGUUGACUGACCCUUCAGCCAUCACCAUGGAAAUCGUAAAGAAGAGUUUUGCGCAUACCUACGACACCAUUAUGCUCAAGGUCAAACAUUUCCAGAUGAGAGGAAUGGGUAAAAUCUUUCGGAAAAUGAGAAUGUUUAUGAAGAAAGCAGUAAGAAAAGGUUGGACCGUCGAAGAGUUGAAAUCAAACUUCCUGAAAUUGAUGGAGACUGCAGACUUCUACAAAUGCCCCGAUGAAGGUGAUUUACGGGAGUACCACAAAAAGAUUUCAGUUUAUUUCCAAAGAAGAUUUUCUAAAAGAAAACCCUUCGCCAAGGCAGAAGCUUGGUUGACCAAUUUUCUCCGUGAGCACGUGAAAGACCCUGCCACUGUCGUCCAGGGAAUUCUUGGGGUAUAUCGUGGUUACGUCACUGCAGCUGUGGGGGUGUUCCAAGAAGUAGAGAAACAUAUGAUCACUGGGGAUGCGGAAGAUAUUUUGAACUUUGUGUCGCAGUUCCUCACGGAAGACCAGCUGUCAUACUUGAAAGCCAUUUUCCGAGAUUUAGGCGGUUCCGAUGAAAACGACGAUGAUGACUUCGAAGGCUCGGGCUCCCCGGAUGAUGAUGAUGAUUUAUAUCCAGGAGGCACAGGUUCCCCCGACGAUUUAUAUCCUGGAGGUACAGGUUCCCCCGACGAUUUAUAUCCAGGAGGCACGGGUUCCCCCGACGAUUUAUAUCCUGGAGGUACGGGUUCCCCCGACGAUUUAUAUCCUGGAGGUACAGGUUCCCCCGACGAUUUAUAUCCAGGAGGCACAGGUUCCCCCGACGAUUUAUUUCCAGGAGGCACAGGUUCCCCCGACGAUUUAUAUCCAGGAGGCACGGGUUCCGUAGAUUAUUUACCGAAACGAACAAUUUUGAAGGAAGACGGUGUUUUCAGUGAGGACGACGAUAAGUUUAGUGAAAAUUAAAAUUGAAUGUGAAAUUGGUCAUUUAAAAUAAGUAAACGCCAAACACAUCAACUUGUUUCCGUUAUUUUCUUUGUUGGUUAUGUUUGAAAUAAACUAUGAAAAUCGGAA
Messenger RNA from Magallana angulata, 1616 nucleotides. RefSeq lists its product as uncharacterized. NCBI's taxonomy places the organism in Eukaryota, Metazoa, Mollusca, Bivalvia, Ostreida, Ostreidae. The transcript is spliced from 7 exons. The record is from RefSeq and is a predicted model, not a curated record. The coding region runs from base 60 to 1508 and encodes 482 amino acids.